CAGCUCGCCGACAGCUCGCAUUCGGAGGCGUCCUGCUCCAGCCUCGCAGAGCCGAUGGCAUCUCCCGGCUCCGGCUUUUGGUCCUUCGCGUCUGAAGAUGGUUCCGGGGAUCCCGAGAACCCAGGCACAGCGAGGGCCUGGUGUCAGGUGGCUCAGAAGUUCACGGGCGGCAUCGGAAACAAGCUGUGCGCCCUGCUCUACGGGGACGCCGAGAAGCCGGCGGAGAGCGGCGGGAUCCAGCCCCCGAAGGCCACCUCCCGCAAGGCCCCCUGCGCCUGCAACCAGAAGCCCUGCAGCUGCCCCAAAGCGGGGGUUAACUACGCGUUUCUACACGCAACAGACCUGCUACCAGCGUGUGAUGGAGAAAGACCCACUUUGGCAUUUCUGCAAGAUGUUAUGGACAUUUUGCUUCAGUAUGUGGUGAAAAGUUUCGAUAGAUCGACCAAAGUGAUUGACUUCCAUUACCCCAAUGAGCUUCUUCAAGAAUAUAACUGGGGAUUGGCAGACCAACCACAAAAUUUGGAGGAAAUUUUGAUGCAUUGCCAAACAACUCUAAAAUAUGCAAUUAAAACAGGGCAUCCCAGAUAUUUCAAUCAACUUUCUACAGGACUGGAUAUGGUUGGAUUAGCAGCAGACUGGCUGACCUCAACAGCAAACACUAACAUGUUCACCUAUGAAAUUGCUCCAGUAUUUGUGCUUUUGGAAUAUGUCACGCUAAAGAAAAUGAGAGAAAUCAUUGGCUGGCCUGGGGGCUCUGGCGAUGGGAUAUUUUCUCCUGGUGGCGCUAUAUCCAACAUGUACGCUAUGCUGAUUGCGCGCUUUAAGAUGUUCCCUGAAGUCAAGGAGAAAGGGAUGGCUGCGGUCCCCAGGCUCAUUGCCUUCACGUCUGAGCAUAGCCAUUUUUCUCUCAAGAAGGGAGCUGCAGCCUUGGGCAUUGGAACAGACAGUGUGAUUCUGAUUAAAUGUGAUGAGAGGGGGAAAAUGAUCCCAUCUGAUCUUGAAAGAAGGAUCCUUGAAGCCAAACAAAAAGGAUUUGUCCCUUUCCUUGUGAGUGCCACGGCUGGGACCACUGUGUAUGGAGCGUUCGAUCCCCUGUUAGCUGUUGCUGACAUUUGCAAAAAGUAUAAGAUCUGGAUGCACGUGGAUGCAGCUUGGGGUGGGGGAUUACUGAUGUCCCGGAAACACAAGUGGAAACUGAGCGGCGUGGAGAGGGCCAACUCUGUGACAUGGAAUCCACAUAAGAUGAUGGGCGUCCCUUUGCAGUGCUCUGCUCUCCUGGUUAGAGAAGAGGGAUUGAUGCAGAGUUGCAACCAGAUGCAUGCCUCCUACCUCUUUCAGCAAGAUAAACACUACGACCUGUCCUAUGACACCGGAGAUAAGGCCUUACAGUGCGGACGUCACGUUGAUGUUUUUAAACUCUGGCUAAUGUGGAGAGCAAAGGGGACCACCGGGUUUGAAGCACAUAUUGAUAAGUGUUUGGAGCUGGCGGAGUAUUUAUACAAUAUCAUCAAAAACCGAGCAGGUUAUGAAAUGGUGUUUGAUGGAAAGCCUCAGCACACAAACGUCUGCUUCUGGUAUGUACCUCCGAGUUUGCGUGUUCUAGACAACAAUGAAGAGAAAAUGAGCCGCCUCUCUAAGGUAGCUCCAGUGAUUAAAGCCAGAAUGAUGGAGUAUGGGACCACAAUGGUGAGCUACCAGCCCUUGGGAGACAAGGUCAAUUUCUUCCGUAUGGUCAUCUCAAACCCCGCAGCAACGCACCAAGACAUUGACUUCCUGAUUGAAGAAAUAGAACGCCUUGGACAAGACUUAUAAUAACCUAGCUCACUAAGCUGUUUCAGUUCUCUAGGUAGACAAUUAAGUUGUCACACACUGUGUAAAUGUAUUUGUAGUUUGUUCCAAAGUAAAUCUAUUUCUAUAUUGUGGUGUCAAAGUAGAGUACAGUUUAAAAAUCAAAAACAAACAAACAUUGCUCCUUUUAAAAAUCCUUUCUUAAGUUUAGAAUACCUCUCUAAUAAUUAGUGACAAAAGGCUGUGUUCUAAUCAAUAAGGAAAAGCUUAAAAUUGUUACAAAUACUUCCCUUACUUUUAAUAUAGUGUGCAAAUCAAACUUUAUUUUCACUUCAGAGUAGUAGGGUUGAAUAGUGCCAAAUUGCCCCUGAAUCAUAAAAGGUUCUCUGGGGUGCAGUGAAAAGGAUAAAGUAAAUAUAAAAUGUAUGCUGACAAUAAAAAAACUCUUGCCUUUUUCAUAGUAUUAGAAAAAAAAUUUCUAAUUUACCUAUAGCAACAUUUCAAAUAUAUUUAAAUACAUAUAAUUUUACAAAAGGAAAAUAUAUAUAUUAAAAAGAAAUCCUAUUUUGUAACAUAUAGAUUUUUAUUUUAUAUGGGUUAUACAAACUGCAGGGGCAGAUAUUAAAAACUAAGCCAGAUUUGUUUUUCUCUUUCUUUUAACGGAGGCACAAUAAAACACUUAGCAAAGUUAUUUUGAAACAUAGGCCCACAAAAUUCUUAAAAGGUAUGAUGCCUUCUUUCUGUUCAUUUUAUGACUUAUCACAUCUCUAAAGUUAGAAUUACGAAACAGACACGAAAGAAUACUGCAAGUUCUUUAAAAUGAUUGGUCAGCUCGACAAUAAGACUCUCUCCCCAUUUAAGUUUUCCAUCCAUUGGACCUUAGUAGACCCGCUCAGUAGGCCUGACAGCCACGCUUCAUCUUAGACUAAAUUAGGGUAAUCGUCUCUCUUCUGCUUUCCAGUUCAGCCUGUUUAGAACAGAAGGUUGAUGCCGGUUCUUGAGAUAUCUUCCCAGACAGUAUUCUUUUAUUAAGUCAUUUGGAUUCAUUAGAGAAAAUAAAAAUAAAAUCUAAUCAGCCCGAGCAGAGGAAUGAAACACUCCAGAUGUGGCGAGCCCAGAGAAUUAAACUUGGCCUUAGUUUAAACUUGUGUGAGAAUAAUGAUGUCAUCCUGGAUGCCACAGUGUCCCUGCCCAGGAAGGAGUCGUUCCCCUCCCGGGUCAUUGCUCUUUCCCAUUCACUCCCCAUUCCGACCCACAAAAGUCUCUCCUGCUAAGCUCCCCAUCACUGGGCUUCCCAAUAAUUAAUUUCUACUCCAUUAGUGGUUAUUUUCCUCUCAGGAAAUGAGCUCCUCACCUAGGAUUUUGAGACAGCAUCUUAAGACCUUCUUUUAUCAUCUGUCUCCCAUCAAGACCCAAUGUGACCAGACUAUGUAGAGAUCAUAUGCUCCUUAGAAUUCAAAAUAAUAUUUUAAAAGCAUCCUCUACCCCUGCAAACCUGAUGGAGAGACAUGAGCUAACGAGAGCUCCCAUAGAUAUUUAUGGGGCACAGAUGGUCAGAGUCAAAGAGGUAGUGGAGGAGCGUGGACCCAUAUAUGCAGACUGCAGAUGCACAUUUAGGAACAUUCAUCCUUUCUGUAUGCCCCAGUCAGAGCAGUGGUCAGGAAGAUGAUAGGUGUAUGAGAGAGGAAAGAGGACCCCAUCCUUCGUCAAAUAGAAAAGGCCUCUAACAUGACCACGGGAUCCAACCACCUGAAAGCUUCCCGAGCUCGCCCCUACAUUCUCUCUCCCAGGUUAUAUAUGAAAACGUUGAUAUUUGAGAUGAACAUGGCUUUGAGCCCUCUCUGUCUAGGAAGCAAAUGGAUUCCCUAUGACUAUUAGAAGAAAACGCUUUAUCUGUGCCCCAGAAUUUCAUGAAGGAACAAGGCUCCCAUUCUAGGCUGGGUCUAAUGGCCAAGCAUUCCUUUCCUUUCUAGAAAUUAGCUGUUGAGAAUAAGCACACAACUGCCCACCUAUUGUGAGCCUCAGGCCACAGACCCCAUCUCAGAGGCAGAGACACUAAUUAUCAAAACCGCCAUCCUGCUUGGAGGAGACAGUGAAGCCCAGUGGCCUGAUCUGGACAGAUCCCUCUCUACUCCAGGAUGCUUCUACCUAGGGUUAUAGAUUCUCUAUCAGAAGCGGCUGCUUUUUCACUUGAUGGUAUGACAGAACUUAAAGGAGGAACAUUUGUGCCUGUGUUUGAAACUCCAGCAAAAUAGUUUUUACCAAGAGCUUGUUUCCCCGAACCCCUGCCCCUUCCAGGUUCUUCCCCAAGUUUGCUGGGAGCCUUGCUCAAUCCUAUGCAGUGAAAUGCUACCAACCGUAACCCAGGGAAGGAGGUAAAUAAAAGCCUGAUAAGUCCCAGUAGUUUAAUAAAUAUUCUUUAAAGUAAGUUUGUAAUCUACUCAAGAGAAAGGGAGGGAGGGAAGGAGGGAGGAAGGGAGGGAUGGAGGAAGGAAGGAAGGAAGGACAGAAGGAAGGAAGGACAGAAGGAAGGAAGGAAGGUAGGACAGAGGAAGGAAGGAAGGAAGGAAGGGAGAUUGUUUUGAACUUUAGCCAAAUUCCCAGUGCCAAAGGCCUUUAUGUGGGACCAUUCUUUACAAAUAUUAGAAAAGUUUGGCUUUAGCUUUAAUCACAAUUGACAUGGCCAUUUUCAUUUAGAUAGCAAUAUUGUGUUUGUUAGUUUUAAAUACUUGAAAAAAAAAAAGUGUGGUAUGUCUCCGUCGGAGACACAUAAAUGGUAUUGACUUCCUGAACUGUCUCAAGGACGUGAGGAAAGAAAAGGAAAUCAGUUGUGUGUGUAACUGUGUUGCCUUUAUUAUACUGCUAGUACUGUCUCGUCACCUCAGAUGGGGGUUGUGCACUUUAGAUCUGAACUUACAGUGUUGCAAAUCAACAUGUUUUGCUGUAAAAGCUUGUACAAUAUAUUAUUGAUGUGUCUUUUCCUGUGUGGUAGCCGUACUGACUUUCUGAGAACCACAUUCGCAUCUGUGCCCAUUAACUCUCUCGCCCGCCCUCUCUCUGCUAAACGGCGUGCCCUCCACCUCAGCUCUCGCAGGGAAUACCCUCGGCUCCGCUCGCUGCUGAGAAAUCUCCUUUGAGAACUGUGGGAUUUCACAGAAUGCAAGGAGGAUGCUACUUUAGUGUCUCCGAGAACAGAGGAAACCAAUAUGGAGGGUCACAAACAGCCAACGUUGCAGGCACUGUCCCUGCUAAGGUUUGGAGUAGGUGCUACUCCUCAGAAUAUGGACCAAGAAAGCACGGGUGUAAAUAUAGCAGCAGGACAAGGAACCCAGGAACCUAACGGCGGGUAUCAUCUUGCACGUGCCCUCCUGUUUUCAAAUGCUAAGUGCAAAUGCUGUGUAUUGAUUAGUUACCUGUGCCAAAGUCCUGUUCCCAGUCAGUGUUUCUGAAAGACAUUGACAUCUCCCAGCAUCACUCUGUUACUAAAGACAGAAAUCAAUAAAAACUAUAAACACGUGGCAACCUGUUCUUCUUACCAAAUAUAAACUUGUGUAUGAUCAAAGUAUAUUUUAUGUGUUGUUUCUCUAAAUCCAAAUAAAUGUGUAAACGUGGACGUA
Molecule: messenger RNA, 5405 nt
Organism: Balaenoptera acutorostrata (minke whale)
Lineage: Eukaryota; Metazoa; Chordata; Mammalia; Artiodactyla; Balaenopteridae
Gene: GAD2
Product: glutamate decarboxylase 2
Exons: 16
Coding region: 55-1812 (585 amino acids)
Biological process (GO): GABA shunt
Cellular component (GO): cytoplasm
Molecular function (GO): pyridoxal phosphate binding; glutamate decarboxylase activity
Source: RefSeq, a predicted model, not a curated record